AUGAUGUCCGAGUCCUGGCUUUGCAUCGAAGUUCUGUCGCAACUGCCAAGCGAGUACUGGGCGUCCUCCAUCUUGAUGACCAAGGCGGACAUCACAACGGACAAGGUGGAAGGGACUUUGCGCCGAAUCUUCGGCGACAAGUCAAAGACGGACGUGAGCCUUAUGAGCAAAACUCAGGCCACGCACACCAACAACGUCCGAGCCAAGGUGGAUGGACAGAAAAGAAAGCCCACUGGUACCGAGGGCCACAUAACUUGCUUCUAUCGCUUUGAAGCAGGACACUUUAAGUCGGACUGCGUCACGAAGGAGACGGCCCCGGGCGCUAAGAAGACCAAGAAGGCAGUACCGAUCAACACUCUCAAGGCUGCGGUGGCUGAAAGGAAAAGGAAGCUCAGCAAGGACGAUAAGACGACGCUUGAGAAGGGUCACGAGGACCAAUUGAUUGACGACAUCAACAGCCUGGACCCCGAGAAGCAGGACGAAGGCAAGUCGGCUGAGACGCCGCCACCAAAAGACAUGGAAGAGUUCGAGGCCAUGGCCGAGGAAUAA
Molecule: messenger RNA, 549 nt
Organism: Phytophthora sojae
Lineage: Eukaryota; Oomycota; Peronosporomycetes; Peronosporales; Peronosporaceae
Exons: 3
Coding region: 1-549 (182 amino acids)
Source: RefSeq, a predicted model, not a curated record